AUAAACGUUUGAAGCCGUCUCACUACGGAUUGUUUGGUUGCUGCUGACUCUUCAAUGAAUAUUGUUUUUUAGCUGUAUGUUCAGAGUACGGGCUCGUUUAUAGUUUUAAGAUGGGGGACCAUGUUGAGCUACAGAUCACUCCAGAGACUCCAGGUAGACCCUCCAUACGAAACCCCUUUGAAAGUCCUAAUGACUAUCGCCAUCUCCGUGAACCCCUGGUGCCAAGUCCAUCUGUCUUCAAGUCCAAGCCUUGUAAAGCUACUCCACCGAAGUUUAACUGGUCUAUUGAUGAAAUGGCCAGUCUUCUCCCAGUACACAUAGACCCAGAGGAUAUCCAGCGACAGUCCUUUUACCUCAGCCAGACAAGGACGGAUUCUGACAUCGAGGAAAAGCGCCAGAAUGCGAUUGAACAGUUUUUCACCAAAGGAACCAUUGUGCCCUCCCCCUGGGCGGCCCCAGACACCCGCAAAGCCCCUCAGAUCCAUAAGAAAAGUUGUAUGUCUGCAAUGAUUGCUGAGGAGCCAGAAAAACACUCAGUUGCUUGUCAGACAACUCUUUCGUUACCCUUGGCUUUUGAUUUGGAGAAACUUCUAGGGGAAUAUUACCGUUAUGAGGAAGCAUGCGAUGCAGUUCAGGAGAGCCUCAGCUCAUCCUCCUUGAGGCGAAAACUCUUCCUCGAUGGCCAAGGCAGUUAUAGCGGCUCUGACAGCUCCAGCCCACCAAGCCCAGAAAGAGAUCAUUCCAGGCACGAGAGGUCACUACUAAACCAAGGAGAGGGAGCCGUAGUAGGUGUUGCAGGUUCUGAGGGAGAAGCUGUAUCAUCCAUCUUUUCCUCCCCUUUGUCCUGUGGUGUGUCCGCUCCGACUCCAUCUACGGGUCAGUUCUCGUCCAGUCCCAUCCAGCAUGGCUGCUUCCGGGACUGCAGCCUGGGCAGCAUCACCAGUCCUCUGUUCCCUGAUAAGUCGUCUCCUGCUGGCCUCGUUUCUCCCACAAUUUCUCCUAUUGUUGCAAAUGCAGCCCGCACACCUAUUGGCUCAGCUGAGAGGAAGCAGCCGAGGAAUUUGACCCCACAAGGUGUUCCCCUGGACGUAGAUAUCCCUUCCUGCACUGAGAGUCCAUUUGUUGAGGGUUGCUCUCCCAUUCGUAGCUGCUCCCCACAACAGCUCCAUUGCCACAAUGAGCUCAAGCACAACGCCAGAUCUAAGCCCAGGGCGAGAGUUCGCUGCUGGGCCUCCCCUCCCCUCAUCUCCCCGAUCCUCAACCCUAAGCUCCAGGACUAUCAGGAGGCUGAGGACCAACUCCCCUCCUCCUCCUGCUCGUCCACUCUCCCGUCUAUGGAGCUAGAUCCAUCUUCACCCCUGGCCCGGGACGCUCACCCUGCCGACGCUGAGAGCGUUAGCUUGGAUCUUAUGGAACCUGUGGAUAUGGAGGAGGGCAAGGAGACAAGGAUGGAGGGGAGGUUGGAGGAGGACAAUGAGGAUGAAGAGGAGGAGAAUGAAGGGCCUUUGGGACAGCUGACCAGCUCUCGCAUGGGCAAUGUGUCAGCAGUAGAAAGCUCUCAGAUGUUUGUGUCUCUCCUGGCAGAGGGAAGCAGCAUACGCUACGAUUCCAGCAUGCAGGUGGACAGCGGGUACAAUACUACCUCAACGGGCACUGCUAGUCUUAUUGAUGGCCUCGGCUCAGACUGUCACAGCAAAGAGUCCUUCAGUUCAAACCUGGCAGAAGAAGCCUACCAACUCACUAGACACACUAAAGUAAAGGUGUUUUAUCCUCACCACUGAGCCAUCUGACGGAUGCAUUGAAAGGGACACCUCUUCUAGUAGAUGCUUAAGAUGAUUAUUUUGCAAUCAAAUACAACAACGUUUACACUAUGUUUGAAGCAUUUAUGUCAAAUUAAUAUGGUUAGGGUGAAUGGGGUCAACUGUUAAAUGAGGUAUAAAAAGAACAGAGAUUUCACAAGUGGUUAUUACUUCUUCCAAGGGUGCAGGUACAAGUUGCCUGACUGAAAGGAAAUGGUCUACAAUAUGUUUUAUCACAGGUUAGAAGGGAGUAGACUUUACCCACAGCCUAUCUUACUACCACUGUAAGACGAUGAUCCAAAAUCAACAGUAGUUUUGGAUCCAGGAUACCGGGAUGAUGAGAAAAAAAUAGCCAAUUUUGUAAUGAACUUGCACAACAGUAACCUCCUUGAAUGCUGUAUUGAUGUUAAUGCCAUGAUUUCAAUUUUAUUUGGUGCUGACAUGAUUGACCUGAUAAAUCCUGACUUUCAGAUGGCAUCAGAUUUGUACUGUAUUUAUGUUUUAAAACCAUUUAUGCUUUUUUUUUUUUUAUAUGAUUGACUUUUUUUUUCUUUUAUUGAAUGAGAAAUGUUAAAAUUGAGGUUACUUGUGGAUCUUAUUUGGAUUGUAAGAAUAUUUAUUCCAGAAGACCCACUGAAUAAUGCCACUAAUGACUUAAUAGCUGAUGGAGCCAUUUGUACACCGUUUUUCUAUACUUAACACAUGAGCUGGAUCAUUGUCACAUUAAAUUAACUUGAAUUUUU
Thunnus maccoyii (southern bluefin tuna) is the source of this 2542-nucleotide messenger RNA. RefSeq names its product bora aurora kinase A activator (gene bora). Lineage: Eukaryota; Metazoa; Chordata; Actinopteri; Scombriformes; Scombridae. The transcript has 12 exons. Gene Ontology annotation, molecular function: protein kinase binding. Gene Ontology annotation, cellular component: nucleus; cytoplasm. Gene Ontology annotation, biological process: regulation of mitotic nuclear division; activation of protein kinase activity; regulation of mitotic spindle organization. The record is from RefSeq and is a predicted model, not a curated record. The coding region runs from base 111 to 1781 and encodes 556 amino acids.